UACCUGUUUUGGUUCAUCACCACAAAAUAGUUUGUUCCGAGCCGAAAUUCAGAUCAAGACACAUACUGCACUUUGUAGUAUCAGCAACAAGUGCCACUCUUUCCAUUGAUCUCAUAUUUUACAAAACAUAUUGAGAAAAUGAAGUACAUAGUCGUGACAGGAGGUGUUGUGAGUGGACUCGGGAAGGGAGUUACCAUCAGCAGCAUGGGCCGAUUGUUACAGGCCUGUGGGCUUCGCGUGACAGCCAUCAAAAUCGACCCCUACUUGAACGUGGACGCCGGAACAAUGUCUCCCUUUGAGCACGGAGAAGUCUUUGUCCUGAACGACGGAGGAGAAACAGAUUUAGAUCUGGGAAACUACGAGCGAUUUUUGAAUCUCCAAUUGACUCAAGACCACAACAUCACUACGGGAAAAGUCUACCGCCACGUGAUUUUGAAAGAACGGAGGGGAGACUAUCUGGGAAAAACUGUGCAGGUGGUGCCCCACAUAACCAACGAGAUUCAAGAUUGGAUCGAGCGAACCGCCAAGAUUCCCACCGACGACAGUGGAGAAGUAGCCGAUGUUUGUCUUAUCGAAGUCGGUGGAACCGUAGGGGAUAUCGAAUCCAGCGUCUUCUUGGAAGCCUUGCGACAAUUCCAGUUCCGGGUCGGGACGGAAAAUUUCCUCCUGUCGUUCGUCAGCCUCGUUCCGAUCUUGUCGGACGAACAAAAGACAAAACCAACCCAACACGGUGUCAAAGAUUUGAGAUCGCUUGGGUUGUCUCCCUCCGUGAUCUUUUGCCGAUGCAAAGCAGAACUCGAAAUUGCGACCCGACAAAAAAUCAGCAACUUUUGUCACGUCCCCGCCGACCACGUGCUGAGUGUUCACGACGUGAAGAACGUCUACCAAGUGCCGUUGUUGUUGCAGCACCAGAAACUCCACAAAAUGAUUUACCAGCACCUAAACCUCGAAUCCCCCUGCGAACCCGAUCUCGGCGAAUGGGAACGCGUCGCAAACUGCAUGGAAUCGUGGACGGAUACCGUCCAGAUUUGUCUGAUCGGCAAAUACAACGGCCUCCAGGAUUCGUAUCUCUCCAUCAUCAAGGCCUUGAGGCACGCAGCCAUCUCCUGCGAACACAAGCUCGAUUUGCAAUGGGUCGAGGCCACGGACCUGGAGGAAAACCAAGACACCAUGACGGGCGAAGCCUGKGAAAAGGUCAAAAACUGCCAGGGGGUGAUUGUCCCGGGAGGAUUCGGAAAUCGCGGUUUCAACGGGAAGGUAUUGGCCGCCAAGUACUGCCGGGAAAACGGCAAGCCCUACCUGGGCGUCUGCCUCGGCUUUCAGGCCGUUGUGGUCGAAUACGCCCGCAACGUGCUGGGUCUGGAGGGAGCCAACUCGACCGAAUUCGACGAAGAGUCCCCGCACCCGGUGGUCUUUUUCAUGCCGGAAAUCGACAAGGAAACCAUGGGAGGCAACAUGCGACUGGGAUCCAGGGUCACCAAGUUUACCCACCCCGUCCUCGACCCUUCCACCGGUGCCACCAGCAUCCUCCAAAAGCUCUACGGAGGCGCCGACAUGAUCCACGAACGCCACCGCCACCGCUACGAGGUCAAUCCCGAUUACGUGGACAAAAUCCACGACAGCGGAUUGAAGCUGGUCGGCCGUGACGAGACGGGAACCCGCAUGGAGGUUGCCGAAAUCUCUGGGCAUCCCUAUUACGUCGGCGUCCAAUACCAUCCCGAGUUCAAGUCUCGGCCUCUCAUUCCGAGCCCUCCCUUCCGUGGACUGUUACUGGCUGCCUGUGGCCAGCUGGAAUCGCAUCUGGCGAAGCAAUCCUAAGAAAGACCAGAACCACACUGGACGAGAGAAUACCCAGGAAGAAAAAAAAACAGCGGACUGUUGUAGCACGGCUCGUGCUUGCGGCGAAACUACGGUUCGACGCCCGGCAUCGGAGGCCGGCAGUCCAGAUAGGUGGUCGUCUCUGAGGUCAAACGAUCACGAUUGUGCGUGCCUUUCGUUGGGCCUCGUUUAGCUAACAUAACAAGGGGGAAUGAAACGAACGCGAUUCAUAUCAUUACAAUCCGAGUGCCAGAGGCAUACACACAC
Messenger RNA from Pseudo-nitzschia multistriata, 2085 nucleotides. The record is from the annotation of a GenBank genome assembly. NCBI's taxonomy places the organism in Eukaryota, Bacillariophyta, Bacillariophyceae, Bacillariales, Bacillariaceae.